ACAGCGGGGUGAGCCACCUGUGCCGUGCGUUAUUACGGUGUUUUUAGUUUACGACGAUAAUGAUGAUGAUGAUGAUGAUGAUGAUGAUGAUGAUGAUGAUGAUGAUGAUGAUGUUACACUGCGCAGAGGCAGCAGCACGCCACAAGUGAAUUCUUGGGUUUCCGCUGGCUUUAGGCUGAAGGAGGGCUUCGAGCAGAGCCCGCCCUCACGGCUCUGGUCUCAGCUGGCUGCACGCGCAUAUAAGACGCGGAAUAGCCCCGAGGGAGCUCAGAAAAGCCGUGGCCGUGAUCUGAUUGGCCGAGGCGCACGUUCUAUCGGCAAUCGAUCGAUGACUCGCGAGGCACCGCGUCUGCCGCUCGGUCGCAGAAGCAGAGGUUGAGCCGGGGAAGUCCGACGGAUCGCGCGAUGCCCAGCGCGGAUGCAGAGCCGGGUUUGGACGGAGACACGGCGGCCUUUGCGAACCGGGCCCCCGGUGAACGCGCGGUGACGGUGCUGUGGUCGUUUGGGAAAUGCCUGGGCGCGCUCCUGCCGGUGUACCUGGCCGGAUACUACGGCUUCAGCAUCAGCGUUGUCCUGUUCGGGCUCAUGAUCUACAUGGGAUGGAAGCACAGUCGCCUGGAGAAAGUGAUGAGGCUCAAGUCUGCAAUGUACCUCCUGGAGAACGAGAGGGAGUUCACCACUGAAAAGGCUUUCAGGACCAAAAGAGACCUGCCUCCCUGGGUCAGUUUCCCUGACGUGGAAAAGGUGGAGUGGCUCAAUAAGGUCUUACAGCAGGCGUGGCCCUUCAUAGGCCAGUACCUGGAGAAGUUGCUGGUUGAGACCAUUGCUCCGGCCAUCCGAGCCUCCAGCGUCCAUCUGCAGACGCUCAGCUUUACCAAGGUCAACAUAGGAGAAAAGGCUUUGAAGAUUGUUGGCGUAAAGGCUCACACAGAAAACGAUAAGAGACAAGUUAUCUUGGAUUUAUAUUUAAGCUACGCUGGUGAUGUCGAGGUUAAUGUUGAAAUCAAGAAGUACUUCUGCAAAGCUGGGGUGAAAGGAAUACAGCUCAGCGGGAAGCUGCGCGUUAUCCUUGAGCCCCUGAUUGGAGACGUGCCACUGGUUGGAGCUGUCACGCUGUUCUUCAUCCGAAGGCCUAAACUGGACAUUAACUGGACUGGACUCACCAACCUGCUGGACAUCCCAGGACUGAAUGCCAUGUCGGACACUAUGAUAAUGGAUGCAAUAGCCUCUCACCUGGUGCUCCCCAACCGCCUCACUGUUCCCCUGGUAGCCGACCUGCACGUUGAGCAGCUCCGCUCCCCUCUCCCACGGGGAGUGGUGCGCAUCCACCUGCUGGAGGCCGAGAACCUGACGGCCAAGGACACGGUCAUCAAGGGCCUCAUCGACGGCAAGUCGGACCCGUACGCGGUGCUGCGCGUGGGAACCCAGAUCUUCACCUCCCGGCACGUGGACAGCAACCUGAACCCACAGUGGCGGGAGAUGUACGAGGUAAUUGUCCAUGAAGUACCUGGUCAGGAGUUGGAGGUGGAGGUGUUUGACAAAGACCCAGACCAGGAUGACUUCCUGGGGAGGCUCAAGGUGGAUCUGGACAUUGUAAAGAAGAGCAGAGUGGUGCAUGACUGGUUCAGUCUGAGGGACGUCCCAUCUGGCAGCGUUCACCUCCGGCUGGAGUGGCUCUCUCUCCUCCCGUCUGCAGACAAGCUGCCCGAGGUUAUUGAGAAGAACCAAACCCUGACGAGCAAACUGGGCGAUCCUCCGUCUGCUGCCAUUCUAGCCGUCUAUCUCGACCAAGCAUAUGAGCUGCCUCUGAGAAAAGGUAAUAAGGACCCGAGUCCAGUGGUGCAGAUCUCCAUUCAGGAUACGACAAAAGAGAGCAAGACCUGUUAUGGGACCAACCACCCUGUGUGGGAGGAUGCGUUUACCUUCUUCAUUCAGGAUCCUCACAAACAAGACAUCGAUAUCCAAGUUAAGGACGAUGACGGUGCCCUGGUCCUCGGCAGCCUGACCGUUCCCCUCAGCCGCGUCUUGGCCACCUCCGAUUUGACCAUGGACCAGUGGUUCCAGCUGGAGAACUCUGGCCUAGCCAGCCGCAUCUACAUGAAAAUCGUUCUUAGGGUGCUGUGGCUGAAUGAUGAAGCCACUCCUACCACUCCGUCUUCUCGCCCUUCAUCCUCUGGGUCUGGAGUGGGCCUAGAGGAAAUCACAUCAGAAACAAACCCCAUGGGGCCCGGUGGUUUAGCGAAACCGGCGCCUGGACGACCACCGCGCACCACCCCCGACUCAGAAUUUGCCACAGAGGGAGUGUUGAGGAUCCACCUGGUGGAGGCCCAGAAUCUCAUAGCUAAAGACAACUUCAUGGGGGGCAUGGUGAAGGGGAAGAGCGACCCCUACGUCAAGAUCCGGGUGGGAGGCAUCACUUUCCGCAGUCACACCAUCAAAGAAAACCUCAACCCCAUCUGGAACGAGCUGUUUGAGGUAAUUUUGACGCAGCUUCCAGGUCAGGAAAUCCAGUUUGAGUUGUUUGACAAGGACAUCGAUCAGGACGACUUCCUGGGAAGGUUCAGGCUCAAUCUGCGAGAUAUCAUCAGUGGACAAUUCAUCGACUCGUGGUACACGCUGAACGACGUGAAGUCCGGCAGAGUGCGCCUGGUUCUGGAGUGGCUGCCCAGAGUCGCUGACGUGUCCAGACUGGAGCAGAUUCUACAGUACCACUCCCAGCAAACGUACCAGAACAAGGCCGUGCCGUCAGCGGCAGUGCUGUUUGUGUAUGUGGAGCGUGCACACGGCCUGACGUUAAAGAAGAGCGGGAAGGAGCCAAAAGUCGGGGCUGAGCUUAUCCUCAAGGGCGUCUCAUACAAAACCAAGGUCUGCGAACGCUCCACGUCGCCCCGAUGGGAUGAGGCUUUCCACUUCUUGGUCCGUGACCCCAGAGAUGAGAUCCUGUCCGUGAAGCUCUCCCACAGCUGGGGCCAGGCCCUGGGCUGCUUGGCCCUUCCUCUGCAGGACGUGCUGGCUGAGCCCGGCUUGGUGCUGGACCGCUGGUUCAAUCUGGACGGAGCUCUGCCAGAGAGCCAGCUCCUGCUCAGGGCCACGCUCAAGCUUUUAGACACCCAGCUGGCCGCGUGCCGUCGAGCUGCAGGGGACGCGGGUCCUGACGGAGAGGUCGUGAUCCCCCGGUGGGACCCGUCGCACCUAGACCUCAGGCACAGGCCUGGGUUCUCCAUAGCUGCUGAGAAUAAAAACACGGCGGGGCAGGUGAAGCUCACCAUCGGCUACUCCGUGGACGAAGGGCGACUUUUCAUCACCGUUCACUCCUGCAGAGCCCUGAAGUCCUGCUCCAAGGACGGCGCCGACCCGUACGUUUCCUUCAUCCUGCUGCCUGACAAGAAGGCCAACACCAAGAGACGGACGUCCACCAAGAAGAGGGAGCUCAACCCGGAGUUCAACGAGAGGUUCGACUUUGAUUUGUCACUUGAGGAGUCCACACAGAGGAGACUGGAGCUGUCUGUGAAGAACAGUGUGUCCUUCAUGAGCAGAGAGCGGGAGCUGAUUGGCAAGUUGCAACUUGAUUUGGACCAAAUCGAUUUAAAGACUGGUGUCACACAAUGGUUUGACUUGGUAGCAGAGACCAACUAGGAGAACUUACGCUUGCCCAUCACUACUAUAUAACGAUUAUAGCUGUUGCUUUUGUGAUGUGUGAUUUGUGCGUUUGAUCAUUCAGCUUAAAUUGAAACUUCCACCGUCACUGAAGACAGAAAGCACAUCACACAUGGCACAUCAGCGCCACAAACACACAAUCCAUCAGUAUUUAUGAGGAGACCCACCACAUGUAGCAGAUCAUUCAUAGUGUUGCUUGUCUUCUAGCCUCGCUGUCACGCUGAUUCUUCAGGAGAACAAUUUUGCUGAAUAGGUAUUUGAUAAAAAUGCAACUAUGUUGCACAGCCAUGCAAGUUUCAAUAUAUUUAAAAAGCAUGUGAGUCCUCUUUGAAUUUGAUUUACCAAAGGACUUUUGCUGUGGUUUUUAUCCAAAGGUAUAAAAAUGUUUGUGGAUUUAGAUUAGAUUUUAUUAUUUUUUACCUUUGACUCUUUAAACUUUUCCAGAUGUUUCCUUGUUUAUAUAUGUUGAUAUUUUUUGCCUUAAUUAUUAUAAAAACUGUGCACAACUUGUCAGUGUUGAUACAUUCAGUUCCAAAUGAAAGUUACUUUUAUAAAUGGACGUAUAACAAACCUCGACCGUUGCCACUGGAACCAGAGGUGACACUGUAAACGGAGUCUAGAUCACUGUGCUUUAAUAGACUUUGUAGGUGGUGAACACACAUCACUGUGUUUUAAUGCUUCUUUGUGUUUGCAGCGCUGCGUGCUGUUUAGUCAGACAGCAUUUAUGUCACCUCUACACAAAGGCUUUGGACACAGUUUGGAGAAAGGAGGAAAAAAACUGCUGUGCUUGACAUGAUUUGAACAUAUCAUCAUGUAGCUGCUGAAGUUGCUGAUUAAAUGCUAAUUAAAGCUGCACUUUCAUCAAA
This is a messenger RNA of Betta splendens (Siamese fighting fish), 4523 nucleotides long. RefSeq names its product extended synaptotagmin-like protein 1a (gene esyt1a). Lineage: Eukaryota; Metazoa; Chordata; Actinopteri; Anabantiformes; Osphronemidae. The transcript has 31 exons. The record is from RefSeq and is a predicted model, not a curated record. Bases 406 to 3636 code for a protein of 1076 amino acids. Gene Ontology annotation, biological process: lipid transport. Gene Ontology annotation, molecular function: lipid binding.